AUGGGCCUAUUUGCCUCACCGGGAAACUGGGGAGAGGAUCGGGGACGGGGACAUAUCGAUUUUUUCCAACAACCAAACACAAACGAAAUGGCCGCCACGGUGAAGAAAGACGGUAUUCGUAAGAGACGAUUUGCACAAAUUUCUACCAAGCAUGCUCUCUCUACACCCUACAGUCUUCAAUGGUAAGAUAUAUUAUACGUUUACUAACAUUACUGAUUUCUUGAUUGACAAAAUAAACUUACUGUUUGAGAUCCCACUCAGCUUGUAUAUCGGACCACCGACUGGGGUUAAGUGGAGAUUUCUCAUUCUUAAAAGAGAAAUUGCCUCGUAAACUAAUUUAAAAGAUAAAAAAAAGUCCCUUAAAGUAUAGGGUUUGCAAGCAUUAUUCAGAAAUCCUAGUCGGUACACUUCGAUUUAAGUAGGCAAGGCUGCUCAUUUUUUAUACUCUGAUCUGCAUGCAAGAUUAUCAGCUUAGUUUUUUUCAUUCUAACUUAGCAAGCACCCACAUUUUAAGGCUUUAGUAAGGCAUUUUCUGAUAGGUUCAAGGAAAAAAAAAGCUAAGUAAAAUGAAAUAAAGUAAAGAAAGCUCAUCUGGGAUAAAUUUCACAAGUUCUAAUCAAAUUACUCUCUUCUCAUAACCUGGUUGCUUGAAAAUUGUUAAAAAAUUUAAGAGAAUAUAGAACUCAAUCACUGUAGAGGUGAAACAAUUGACUGAUCAGGAUGCUCAAGGGGGUACUUCUAGUUACCAUGGAUUUAUACAGCUUGUUUGUUGAAUAUCAAUUUAUUUCAAGUUAUUUGAUCAAUUUGGUAGGGGAAUUAGUGAUUUUUUAUCCGGGCAAUAUUUGAUUAUAGAUUUUUAUAAAAUUUAUUCCACCAAUAUGAUAAAAAAUUAACGUGUACUCAAGCAGCCUCAGUGGCUGCUGGCACCUAAUUUUUGCUCUUGGGCAACAAGAAAAAGCACGGGACUCCCUUCAAUUUUUCAUAGAGCGCAUCCUUGAAAAAUAUGUUACUUUUGCUAACUUUAUUUUGUAUGUUUUUUUAAAGGACAUUUAAAUAAUAGGCAAUCAAAUAUUUUGUUAUGUUGUAUGAUCAGUUGACAUUUCAUAAAUUUUAUUAUUAUAAAUUUCAGUUGACUGGUGGCAUAGUUUGACAAAUGGGUGCGUUGCUGAGGAAUCUGGUUGUAAUUUGAAUGAAUUUCACUACUUGUGACACAUCAUUACUGAAUAGGAACAGGCCAGUUCUUCUAAUGAAAUAUUGCCAUAUGAAAACAACGAAAAGUCAUUCUCAGUACGAUUUAUAUCCAUUAAAGUUAAACUGAACUUGACUUGUAUUCAGCAUAUUAUUUGUGGCAGAUUGAUGACAAAGUUUCAAAUUGAAAAUGUGACUUGGAUGUGUGGUUCAAAUUUAUCCCUGUUUUACUUUAUUAUUUCCAUGCACACAUGUUCAUGCUGCAUACGUGAUGGUGUAUGAUAAAACAAAGAAAAAUAAAAAAAAACUUAAAUUGAACUGCAAAACAUCCCAACCAAGUCACUUUUCACUUCUAAUAUUUCUGAACUGUGAAGAAAUUCUCUAAAGCCAUUAAAAAUGGAGCUUGAUACAAAAACUUUGUGGUGCUUGCUUUGAGAGUCAUAAACUGCAACUUUUAUUCAUAUAUUCCCAUCCAAGUCAUUUUCACUAGAAUUACAGUAUAGACAUGUGGAACCCUGCUAAUAUGACACAAUUCUUGGGGCAUGGGGCAUGAAAUUUAUAGUUUGGUCAUAUCAAUGGCAUUGAUACUAAGCUUUUCUGAAGUCUAGUAUUUGAUUGCAAACAUUAAUUUGAUCUUGCAGUUCUCAAUUUCAGUGUGCCUGGAUAUGACGCUAUGGAUCAUUUGAAUGCUCUUUUUUCAGAUUUUCAUCUUUUGUUGACAUUCAUCAAAAAGACCUUUGAUAAAUACAGUUGAACUUCCAUUAAGCAACCACCCUUGGGGUACGAGCAAAAGAGGCUGGCUGCUCAACAGAGGAAUAUCAUAAUUGAGCAUAAUUUUUGCAUAAACACCGCUUUACUUUGAAACAAAAAUGUGACGGGAGAAGCAUUACUGGUCCACAGUCUGUUGUCACCUUCUCUCUUGGACUUUAUUUUCCUUAAUCAUAUUCUUAAAUUAAAUCCAAACCAAGUGUAUCAAGCUUAAUAGAGGUGAAAACAAUGGAAUAUAAACUCUUCUUAGAAGGGCCAAAAGGUGGCCACAGCCGCUUAAUAGAGGUUUAAUUCCCCAUUCUUUGCUGCAUUUAUUUUGGGGCGUUGAUUACUGGCCACUUAAUAGAGGGUGGCUGCUUAAUGAAGGGUCAACUGUAGCUGUCUUGAUUAACUUCAUUAGGCAUUUUAGGAAACAAAUUAACAUGGUAAAAUUGUGUAGGAAAGAUCAACAGGAGAGUCCGAAUGGUAGCUGUUAGGUGUGGUAUACAUGUGUUAUGAGUGGUCUGGAAAGACUAGGAAUGGCUAGGUUUUGAUGGUUUAGAAAAAAAAAAAAUAGUCCCAGUAGAGGACAUGUGCGUACUAGUUAUGAAUAGGCUGUUCUCCAGUAGCCAUAAAAAACAGCGCUUUUAUUCAGCAGAGCAGUUUAUUUUGUGACUGAUCUUUAUUAUUAAUGUAACUUAAAUUGUUUUAUACAGGCCAAUGAUGACACACAAUGGUGGCAACAGACUGAUAUGUGAUGAGAUUGUAAGGUAUGGAUAAUUAGAGGCAACUCUAAUUGCAAUCAAAUUCUUGUAAAUCUAAAACUGUCAACCCAACACACAGCAUUUUGUGAUGAUACAAAGAACGGCUGCAUGGGAAAUUAUCCCAACAUUUUACAUGUAUAUCAUUUAAUAAUGGGUUAAACAGACUGAGGGACUGGCUGGCUUAACCUGUUGUUUUGAAAAUGAGAUAGACCUUGAUUUUCCAAGAGUUUUUUUCUAAAAACCCAUUACUGCCAAUGCCUACAUCCUGCUUGAAAGUUCUGAUGGAUAGUGGAAUUCUCAUUAUAACUUGACUGGUGUGACAAGCCAGUUCUGACUAACAUGGUGUUGAAUCCUGGGGGAGUACUCAACAAAUUUUUAUACAGGGAGGUUCCGCUUCUAGGUCCAACUCCUUGUAUUGUUGUUGUAUCCUUUUAUGAAUAAUACCAUGCCUAGUUUAGAACUUUGCAUCCCUUUGAACUGCUAUAAAUGCAAUGUCCUUUAGUUAUGAACAAAUCACAAUGAAUGUUUCUCAAUGUUUUCACAACCAUAGAAUGCAUCUUUCUAUACAGACCAAAAUGACAGAUUAAUUUCCCUACCAUUUCGUAUACCGUAUUUCCUCGAAUAAUAGCCGGGGGCGAUUAUUGAUUUUUCGCAUCAAAAAAGAGUGAUUAUUCCUGGGAAGGCGAUUAUUCGAGGGAGGUAAUUAUUUCAAAUAUUUCUCACCGGUAUUUCUGCCCUAAAUAUUUUGUUGUAUUUUCCCAUUAAAUCAAAAAAUUAUCACUUCAAAUAAACUGAACAUGGGCUUUUAGUGUUCCAAAUUUGGUUCCUUGAUUAAUUUUCAGUGCUUGAAUCAUCACUGAUCAGUUUUGCUGGAUCAGAUUCCACUUCAACCUGACAGGGAGGGGAUAAAAGAAAGAGAAGAUGGCAAGAGGGGAGGGAGGGGGUGAUUAUUCGGGGGAGGCGAUUAUUUUAUAUAUUUCCAUCAAAGGGGGGCGAUUGUUCAAGGCAGGCAGUUAAUCAAGUGAUGGCUAUUAUUCGAGGAAAUACGGUGCUUCAACUAGUAUAAUCUCUACCAUUUCAUAUAUAUCUGAGGCUUGAAAAAGGUACCUCUUUUGGGCUGAGCCUCGCCGUAUAGGCCAUUGUAGGAAGCACACCCUGGGUGUUGAAUGCUACACUUUGAUUGAAUUGUGCUUUGUCUAGCUGGUGAUGAUAAAGAGGAUAAAAUGACAGGAUAUUAUUAUUUCUUUUUUCAGAACCCUAGAGCCUCUUCAGUUUAAGCAGCUUGCCACUAGAAUGCCGACAGCUGUGGCUGGAGAAAAUGAGGAAACAGCAGCUAGAAGAUUGGAGGAACAGAAAGAAAGAGCAAAGAAACUAGAGCAACGAUCUACACUUGAAAUUGGGCUCAAUCAAGUAAUGAGAGCAUUAGAAAAAGGGAGUCUCAGAUUAGUGCUGGUAAGUUUGUCUUUUCAAAGCAAACAAUAUUGAAGUUGUGACCACAUGGGCACUUUCCACAAAAGUGUAUGUCACUUGAAAAUUGCUAUAUAGUCAUGUCAAUAAUCAGGGAUAUCACUAAGAUUUCAAGUCGCCAGUUAAAUACAACGACUAGGCAGGGAGUCAAAUAGCUGAGGAUUUCUUUUGGUUCUAUUAUUGUUCUAUUUUCUCGUCAAAGUAGCCGGGGACCACAUUCAUAAUAGCCGGCAGAAAUCGCCAGCCUCUUAAUUACAGCCCUGGAUAAUAUCUAUAACUUAAAGUGCUACAACUCUGAGGCGUCAUACUUUCAUUGUCUCACAAGUUUAUCUGUACAAAGAUUCUUAAGCACUUAAAGAAGCUGUGUCACGGCUGGCUAGUUCAUCCUCUUAAAAAUGCCAAUUCACUUCCUGAUUUGCUAUGGAACUACUUGAGAAAUUACUUCCUAAUGACAAAAAUAUCACAGCUUAUGUCAAUCAAAUAUGUCUCCAAGCAUUAUAUCAAACAUGUAAAUAACAAGCAAGAAUUUGAAAAUUCUGUUAGUCUUCAGCAAGUUUUCAAACAUCACAAUUGCAGUAUGUUUCAAUUUUCACUGAAUGUUUUUAGUGGUUAUUUUCAUGUUUCAGUCACCCAGUUUGGUGGCGGUUCCUACUGUUUGAAUUAAUGUUUUUGAUAAAUAAUUUAUCAAAAACAUUAAUUCAAACUGUAGAAACCCCCACCAAACUGGUGGGACUGGAACCUUACAAUUAAUUACUUGUAAAAUAUGUAACUAUUACAUCUGUUUAUAAGAACAGCAUUUGGUUUUUGAUUUGCAAUUCACCCUAUGUGUGCACUUCAAUAAUGAGCAUGGUCUUUUAAGCCAACAUUGCCCCGUGUCUAUCUAGCUUGCUGGCUCAUCCUCAGUGUAAGAACCUGUAAAACUCAUGAGUGACGUAAAGCAAAGGAAACAAAGAAUAGAAACUAGGAAAGCAAAAGGUGUUAAACAAAGAAAAAGUUCUUACAGGUUCUUACACAGAGGUAAACCCAGGUUGAUGGAUCAAUGGAGCCCACUACAAACAUUACCAUUAAGCCAGCAUGACCCCAUGCAUGUCUAUCUAGGUUGAUGGAUCAAUGAAGCCUACUACAAAGUUACUGUUAAUUCAUUUGAAGCCAACAUUAUCCCAUGUCUAUCUAUGUUGAUGGAUCGAUGAAGCCUACUACAAAGUUACUGUUAAUUCAUUUGAAGCCAACAUUAUCCCAUGUCACUCUAUCUAUGUUGGUGGAUCAAUGAAGCCUACUACAAAAUUACCAUUAAUUCAUUUGAAGCCAACAUUAUCCCAUGUCUAUCUAUGUUGAUGGAUCAAUGAAGCCUACUACAAAAUUACCAUUAAUUCAUUUGAAGCCAACAUUAUCCCAUGUCACUCUAUCUAUGUUGGUGGAUCAAUGAAGCCUACUACAAAAUUACCAUUAAUUCAUUUGAAGCCAACAUUAUCCCAUGUCUAUCUAGGUUGAUGGAUCAAUUAAGCCUAAUACACUGUUAGAGCACCUACUUGUACUGUGUGUAACGCGCAAUACUCCUGGCUGUGCACUUGUUGGCAUGGGAUUGUCUGCAAUUCCAAAGUUAUUAGGGGUCCGUAGAGUUGCAGCCUUUGGAUUCAAGGUAAACUUGCUCAUUGUUCUCUAAAAUUUUUUUGAAGACUCUGAACACAGGACUCAGAUAGUGAAAUACAGUUGUAUUUUAGUAUUUUUUUUAAAGUGGAAACUCUCCUUAUGGACACUCUUGUAAGCAGACAGCUCUCCUAACAGCUCAUAAUUUAUCAUAACCCUGGCUCAUAAUCCUGUUUUUCUCAACUCCCAUUCAAACUCUGUAUUAAUUUUUUACAUUCCUGUAAGCAGCCAGCUCCAGUUACAGACACCUUUUUCACAUCCUGAGGGAGUCCGCUCACAAGAGCUUCCACUCUAUUACAUUUUUGGGAACAAAAUUCUAUACUAUUACAGACCAUUCACUGAGACCUCUUCAGCAGUCCUUGAUACUUUUAUUUGGCUUUUGUUCAGUGUCCAUUUUUAUAAAAUGAUAUUAUUAUUAUUUUACCUUAUGGGGGGUCACUUCUAGUGAUAAGAAGGAAAACGGUAGUACAGUAAUUUGUUUUAUUGGAAUUUGUUUUAAAUAACAACUUACAAGUAAAUACGGGUACCUUUUCUAAUGCUAUGGUACAAGCUACAUACAGCUUUGGGCAAGUUAUUGAACGUAAAUCUCUUGGUUAUCAGAUGUGAAUAUUAUUGAACGUGUUCAGAAAUAAAAUAAUGCAAAGAAGAAAAUGACAGUUUAAGAAGCCACUUAUUUGAAAAGAAUGCCUGAAAAAAUUCAGGCUUGCUGGCAUGCAAACUCUGACCUCUGCAAUACCAUUGCAGCGCUCUAAUCAAUAUCAGCUAGCAAGCCAACUGGGAGCUGGUCAUUUAACUGGUUUGUUUCCUAUAGUGCACCUUAUUUGCCCCCCAAAAUUUUGCAUAACCUUUGUUUUUCAUUUCUCCUGGGUGUUACAGCUGUCCCAAGAGAAAUUGAAAACAAUGCUUAUGGAUGCUUAUGCAAAAUUUUGAGGGGCAAAUAAGGUGUAUAUAGGAAAUCUGGAAGUGGCAUAUACCUAGGAAAGAUGAAGAUGAAAUGAUGAAUAUACAUGCAGAGCACUGCAUGGCAGUAUCACGGAGUUCAGGGCUCAAAUCCCAGCAAGCAUGAAGUUUUUCAGGUUUUCUUUUGGCAGCUAGACAGAUUGCAUAUUUAACUGUGAUGAUCUUCUUGGCAUUUAUUUCAUUCCACAGUUCCAAUAUAUGAAAUUCAUAUAUUCAUGGUUUGGACAUGUUCAGCAUCACAUAUAUAUGGGAGGUGAUAAGUGAGGAUUCUGACAAUUUUAUGUUAUUUUCAGCUCACUGAUAAACCUACAUUGUUUGAUGAGCUGGUUCAUUUUAUCAAAUUUAGAAUUCCGCCGCUCCAUGUACCUUGGUUGCAACCCAGUAAUGAUGCAAGUGAUCAAUCGGAAGGGGCUUUUCAUGAAGUUGAUUCUGAGGAUGAAAAUUUGCCUGGUAUUGAGAAAAUGCGUGAAAAACCAAGAAAAAAAGUUAGAAAACUAAUAAAGAAUGCAGAAGAACUGAAUACACAACCUUCAGUGAUCAGAAAUGUUGCGGUUGACACGGAAAGACUCGCAGAGAACUCAGGGAUUGCAUUAGAGUACACAGAAAACCCAAAAGCGAAUACUCCAGUAGGAUUAGAAAACACAGGACAACCAGGAAAAGAACAGCUACCUAACGAGGAACUAAAGGAAGUUCGUGGUACCAUUGAUAAUCCUACUGCCGGUUUCAAAAGGGAUAGUACUGUGCCCGAGAAUGAAAGCACAGCGAAGAAAAAGAGAAGAAGAAGAAACAGAAAAAACAAGGGGAAAAAACAGACAAGCGAGGCACCAAUGCAACUGGUGUAUCUUAAACCCUGUAUUAAAAGUUUUGACACUACACCCAAAGACAAAGGAGACCAGACAAAGUAA
This is a messenger RNA of Porites evermanni, 7678 nucleotides long. NCBI's taxonomy places the organism in Eukaryota, Metazoa, Cnidaria, Anthozoa, Scleractinia, Poritidae. The record is from the annotation of a GenBank genome assembly.